GUGUGAGCGUGAGUUGCAGUGCGUUUCCCUGGGGUGCUCCGGGUGAGACCUUAUGCCUCUGCCUCUCUCAGGACCCACGGCCGGACCCCGGAUCUCGGUGCUGAACCUGGUGGGAAACCAGGUGGAGCUAAAGUGGAGCGAAAUUCCAGUGGCGGCUCGGCAGGGCUUCAUCACCCAGUACAACAUCUACCUGAACAGAGGCUCAGACAGGAGAAACCUGGAGCAGUAUAAGGUUGCGGACGCAGCCAAGAGAACGUUCCGUCUGAAGCUGAACUCCAGCACUGCCUACACCGUGUACAUGACGGCCUCCACCGCCGCGGGGGAGGGGACCACAGGAGAGGAGAACCAUUUCUCAACAGAUUCCCAGGGUAUUCGUCUACCCCUCCAAUUGAGCCUCGGAGUCACCAUUCCUUUCACAAUUUUGCUCACUCUGAUAUUUAUGAAAUCCAUCAGGCAAAGAAUUAAAAGCGUUUGCAAGUUCCUUUUACCUUGGUGGGUUCACCAGGCAUUUCCUAAUGUUGAGAACAGCAAAGUAGCGAAGGCUCUUCAGAACAGAAAUGACGUUCCAUUCGUGGACUCUUCUCUGCUCUCGCUGUACAAAGACCCCCCCCUGAUGGAAGUGGAGGAGCCCUUUCUCCCGGACGCAGAUGGAGUCUGGAUCUCAGGCUCCGAUCCCGAUUGGCGGCUGGAUUUAAAUCCCGGGCAGGAUGUGAAGCCAGGGGGCUCCUUCAACAACCAUGGGCUGGAUCCCUCGGAGGCCAGCAUUGUAUUCACGUUUCUGUCAGGCGAGGAGGUCACGAAUGGCUACAAGCCCCAGAUCUCCAACCGACACCAGACUCAGGAUCCACCGCCCGGCGACGACCAGGCCACGGAGCCGGGAGACGGGGGAGGGAGCCCUGAGGACCAGACGGGAUCCAGUGCCGGGUCUUUUGCCGGGAGUUUUGACCUGUCGCACAUCGAUAGCAUCCUCAUGACAGUCACUGGAGCAACGGCCCAUGGGGAGGGCGAGGGAGGGGGCGAGGGAGGGGGAGGGGCAGGAGAUGGGAUGAACGAAAAUCUUGUUAAACCGAAGUCCUGCUCUGUCCCAGUUCGUGUGGACAUUAAAGAUCGAGAAACCUAUAGCCGAUGGCCACUGCCCCUGAUGGAGACUCCUGGAUUUCGAUGGUUUCUCACACUGAACGUCCUCCUCCUGUGUAGGGAAGGAGUGGGAUCGUGCACGGGGGGAGAGAUGCGAGUCAGCCCCUCCACGGUGGUCCGGCUGGGUUCGGAGAUCAACGUGUCGUGUAUAUUGAAGGAGCCGUACGACAGGUGCUCGGGCCCCACCCCCCGUCUCAAAAUCAUCCUGGACAACAGCAAACUGCUGGUGAACGAGCAGGUGUCGGGGUCGGAGGUGACAGCCAGGCACCACAGGGUCAACUCCUCCGAGUCCAGCUUCGCUUGCAAACUAGAGUGCGCCAAGACCAACGAACAGCUGGUCUGCGGAGUGGACGUCAGAGCUGGAUGUGAGUUCAGAAAUAAGUCUCACUGUUUCAAGUUCUUGGGGAAACCGGCUGUGGAUGUUGGGGAGUGGACGAGGCCGGAAUUGCGGGGGCUUUGGGGGACAAGUGUGCCGGGGGGCAGCCUGAAUCCGGGCUCCAACUAUGAAACCUGGGUCACUGUCUCCAACCACCUGGCCAAUCUCUCCUCCGCCGUCCAGCAAUUCACUGAUAUCGUGAGGCCUCGGCCCCCGGUGAUCACUGGGGUGGAUUACAUGGCCUCUGGAGCAGCGAGGCUGAGCUGGGAGCCUGUCCCCGACUCCCACACCUUCCAGCUGCAAUACCAGCUUCGCCGCUCCUCCAAACCCUGGCUCAAGGAGGAGGUACAGAACGGGACCCACUGUAAGGUGUGGGGGCUGGAGCCCUUCUCCAAUUACACCUUCCAACUACGCUGCUGCUUCAGUCAGGGGCUGUGGAGCGACUGGAGCCGGGAUUACAUUUGCCGGACGCCAGAGGCAGUGCCAACAAAGCAGCUGGACAUCUGGUACAUGGUCAACCGCUCAGAACCUCACAGCCCACAAGUCACCGUCCUGUGGAAGCCCUUCAGUCCGGCUGAGAGCAGAGGCAAGAUCCUGGGUUACAACGUGACUCUGCGGGGGAACGCUGAGAUAGUGACCGGGCACACCACCAAUACCUGGUACCCGGGGGACACGGCGCGGGCAGCCUGGACCAUCACCGUGACGGGGUAUAACUCCCAGGGCAGCUCCCCACCCAGCUCGCUCAGCAUCCAGCCCUCCCCAGAUCUUCCUGCCCCGCGCAAAGUCUCUGCCACGUGGAUGGGAGGACACCGGAUGCGGGCGGAGUGGUUGGAGCCGGCGGGAUGGCAGAGCUCCAUGUCGGGCGGGUACGUGGUGGAGUGGGUGUUGGCGGGUUCCAACAGCGACGUCAACUGGAUGAAACUAAACAGUAGCAACCAUUCGGCGUUCAUAGAGAAUGUCCCAGCGAGGAGCUGCUUUCAGAUCUCAGUCUCCGCUGUGUAUGAGGCUAGAGUGAGCCAGCCCGUCUCCACCCUGACUUACUCAGCGUUACAGGAAGGAACGCCGCUGUCUGGCCCGUCCAUCUACGAGACCGUGCAAGGAAACGUGAUCCUGUGGCGAGAGAUUCCACCCGACCGCCAGUUAGGCUGCAUUGUGAGCUACACGGUUUACGUUGAGGAGAACCCUAACUCAAAGCCCGUCUCUCAUGGGCCCAUCGAGGUUUCCCAGAGAAGAUACGCUAUCCCGGAUCUCAAGCCCGGGACAUACUAUGUGUGGAUGACAGCAUCGACCCGAGUAGGAGAGGGACAGAAGGGAGCGAGGAUUCAGCUGUACAUCAGCCAAGACCGGUCUGUGCUGAGCUCAGACAUCAACCUCAUCCUGAAGGUGGUGAUCGGAGUGACGUUCACCUUCGCUGGGCUCACCGCUGUCAUCUGCAUGUGCCCUCUGUCCAGAGACAAAAUUCUGUCCGUUUUUACUAAGAUCACAUCUAAGCUGUACAUCAGAGAGAUCCCCGAUCCAGCAAACUGCUCCUGGGCAAAGCAGUACACCUCUAGCAGGGGCAAGAUGGAAUUCCCUCCAUUACAAAGCCAGACUGUCUAUGAGGAUCCUGAGACCGUGAACAUAGAGGAGACGCUGAGCAGCCCGGAGCUGCCUUUCCUCAGCAACCGAGCCCAGACGGAGAUGGACUGGAGCAGCCGAGCAUCUGGGAGAGAGACCCAGACCCUCCCUCACCCUCCAGUGCCAGACACGGACACCAGACAGGGAGACAACAUCCCGCUGUGGAGUGUCAAGGAGCAUGUGCCCGGCUACCAGAGCCAGCUCCCUCGCCUGUACAUCAGAACAGAACUCCCUGAGGAGCGGGACUCAGCCUCCAGCUCCCCCACAGAGCACAUCGUGGGUUACAUCCCCACCAACUUCACUCAGGUCCCCGAUGACAUCUCCGAGCCGGGCUCCAGCGAUCUGGACUGCUUCCCGUUCGUGUCUCUGCACUCGCUCUCCCCGACCCCAUUCUCCUGGGGAGGGAAGCUCACCCUGGAUGUGGUGAAGAUCGAUUGUGGGACGCCCGUGGAAUGAUUUCGUUUUCAAACCAAUUCCAGAGAGAGGGAGGGAAGAGAGAGAGGAAAAAAAUCUGUAUAAUAUUUGUAAAAUAUAUGUUUGGAGCUGGUCUCUA
Molecule: messenger RNA, 3683 nt
Organism: Callorhinchus milii (elephant shark)
Lineage: Eukaryota; Metazoa; Chordata; Chondrichthyes; Chimaeriformes; Callorhinchidae
Product: interleukin-12 receptor subunit beta-2
Exons: 20
Coding region: 53-3586 (1177 amino acids)
Molecular function (GO): protein binding
Source: RefSeq, a predicted model, not a curated record